UCCGAUCACUUUCCCCGCGAUCUCUCUCUCACCGUCGGGAAAUUUUCAAAAGAAAAAAAAAAAAAAACAAGACAGCGAGAGGAUAACGCAAAAUUUCUUUCCAUUUUCCGUUUUAUUUGCUGUUAAUUCAAUUGUUUUUUGUGCUGUUUCAACAUGGAAGAUUAUGAUUCUAUUCUAAUUGAGGAGAAACUACUUAACGGCGUUAAUAUCGGAGAAGAUCACGGGUGGCAAACGGUGUCGUAUCAGAAGAAAAACAAAAAGCAAUCACUGAAGAAGCAGCCGGAAGAUGACUGGAACGCCGGCGUCGAGAGCUCCGGCGGUGAUGUUUUCCGAUCGAUCGAGGAACAUGCGGAGGAGAGACGGAAGCGAAUAGUUGAGGCUCAGAAGCUCUACGAAGCUGAAAAUUCAACCGCCGUUAUUGAUAACGGUAACGGCGAGGAGUAUGGUAGCAGUGACGGUGAAAACGCCGCCGCUGUUAGUGGUGGUGCCGUCGUUGAGAAGAAAAGUAAACCGAAGAAGGCGAAGAAACCGAAGGUUACAGUUGCCGAAGCUGCUGCGAAGAUCGAUAACUCUGAUCUCGUUGUUUUUCUCGUUGAUAUAUCAGCGUCGUAUGAGAAGCAGGAAGAUAUACAGCUAAUGAGAUUUGCGGAUUACUUUGGACGUGCAUUUGCGAAAGUGAGUUCAUCACAGUUCCCUUGGAUGAAGAUUCUCAGGGAAUCCGCAGUUGAAAAAAUGGUUGAUAUCCCUCUUUCUCAAAUUUCUGAGGAUGUCUAUAAGACAUCAAUUGACUGGCUUAACCAGCGAUCGUUUGAUGCUCUUGGUUCCUUUGUGUUAUGGUCAUUGGAUAGCAUUCUUGCUGAUCUUGUACAGCACCAAGGAGCUUCAAAGGGAUCCAAAAAGGUGGUUCAGCAAGUACCUUCAAAAUCUCAGGUUGCCAUGUUUGUGGUUCUAGCAAUGGUAUUGCGACGGAAACCUGAUGUUUUAAUCAGUCUCUUGCCAAUAAUGAAUGAAAAUGCGAAAUACCAAGGACAAGAUAAGCUUCCAGUCAUGAUUUGGGCAAUCACUCAGGCUUGCCAAGGUGAUUUGAUCGUGGGAUUGUUCAUGUGGGUACAUUUUCUUUUACCAAUGUUAAGCAGUAAAUCGAACAGUAAUCCACAGGCGAGAGACUUAAUCUUACAGUUGGCUGAGAGAAUUGUAUCCUUGCCAAAAGCUCGUGCUAUCCUCAUGAAUGGUGCAGUGAGAAAGGGAGAACGCGUUGUGCCUCCAUCAGCUCUUGAGGUUUUGAUGAGGAUCACCUUCCCAUCACCUUCUGCUCGAAUCAAGGCCACUGAAAGGUUUGAAGCUGUGUAUCCCACACUGAAAGAGGUCGCUCUUGUUGCUUCCCCUGGGAGCAAAGCAAUGAAGCAGAUAACACAGCAGAUAAUGCUUUUUGCUAUCAAAGCCGUUGCAGAAGGAGUCCCUGAGCUAACAAGGGAAGCUAGUGAGCUAUCUAUGUGGUGUUUGACUCAGAACCCUGACUGUUACAAGCUGUGGGACAAUGUUUAUCUGGACAAUGUAGAAGCAAGUCUAAUAAUAAUAAAGAAGCUGUCUUCAGAGUUCAAGGUGCAUUCUGCUAAGGGACCUGGUCUUGAUCCCUUGAAGGUGGCCUUAAACAGUAUCCGACUUAAGAGUGAGAAGGCAUUGGCCAGUGUGGAUGAUGCCGCCCGUCAAGCAUCCUUGAAGGAAGUGCAGAAGCACAGCAAGAUUUUGCUCGGGCGCUUAUCCCAUGGCAACGGAUGUGUGAAAGCUCUCCUUCUUAUCGGUAUCACAGUGGCUGUCGGUGCUGCUUUUGUCUCAAAGGACUUGCAGUCCCUGGAUCUCAAGAAACUGUUGGCUGUCGUCUCUAAGGACUUGCAGUCCCUGGAUCUCAAGAAACUCCUGGCCGAUCUCAACUUGGCUUGAUACUUCCCCUCUCAUUAGAGGAGGGUUGUAAGUCAAAUCACCUUACCUUGCUUUGUUAUAUGUCUAAAUUAUGUUCCGGCGCAGAGAAGAUAGGCGGCCCAUAACAAAAUGGGUAGAGAUUGAGAUGUUAUAGGGAAAAAAUAGAUACAGUAGAUAUGAUGCCUAAGUUUGUGGCCUCAUUUUUACAGGGUUUGUGUUUUUUUUAAAGUUUCUAUGAAACAGAACUAUUUAAGUAAUCAAGUUUGGUUGACUGAAUUCUGUUUGGUUUUCCUUUUCCAAACCAUUUUCAAAUGAUUUGAAAUGGUUUUAUAUAUAUGAACGGAAUGUAAGAUGGCUAUGGUUGAAAAUCUUUCCCUUGACU
Molecule: messenger RNA, 2302 nt
Organism: Nicotiana attenuata
Lineage: Eukaryota; Viridiplantae; Streptophyta; Magnoliopsida; Solanales; Solanaceae
Exons: 10
Coding region: 154-1941 (595 amino acids)
Cellular component (GO): Golgi apparatus; endoplasmic reticulum
Source: RefSeq, a predicted model, not a curated record